Momordica charantia (bitter melon) is the source of this 2752-nucleotide messenger RNA. Its product is annotated as AT-rich interactive domain-containing protein 4. The record is from RefSeq and is a predicted model, not a curated record. Lineage: Eukaryota; Viridiplantae; Streptophyta; Magnoliopsida; Cucurbitales; Cucurbitaceae. Gene Ontology annotation, molecular function: DNA binding.
AGAAUACAUUGUAUACAUCCAAUGGUGCUUCAUUCUCAAGUUGCUACUAGAUAUACUUGUAGGCUUCUUGCAGUCCCCUCCUGUGGAGUUCCUGAAGAUGAAAGUAAGAAGGAUAAUACAGAGGAUCAGCAGAGAUAUCCAUUUCCACAAUUAAGUUCUUCUGGGCGUUUGGAGGUCCAGGUUUUGACCAAUCCUAGUAAAGAUGAGUUUUGUAGGACUAUUGAAUCAUAUAGACCGAACAUUGUUUACUUACAAGGGGAACGGCUCGAGAAUGAUGAAGUUGGUUCUUUAAUAUGGGGAGGUGUUGACCUGUCCACAGUAGAAGCAAUAAGUGGGCUCUUUAGUUCUCUGUUGCCCGCCACUGUAUAUUUGGAUAUAGCAAAUGGAGAUGAAGUAGCUGAUGCACUCCACUCCAAGGGUAUUCCUUAUGUCAUAUAUUGGGGAAGCACAUUUUCUUGUUAUGCAGCUUGUCAUUUCCGUAAUGCAUUCCUGUCGGUUCUUCAGAGUUCAACUGCUCAUACAUGGGAUGCAUUUCAACUUGCACACGCUUCAUUUAGGAUGUAUUGCUCAGGAAACAGCCUUUACCUUCCUACGGGUAGUAAUAAAGAAGUUAAUGAAGAUCUUGGACCGCAUCUUCUGGGGGAACGUUUGAAAAUAAACGUCGAACCCCUUGAGAAAGAGGCAGCUGAGGAUGAAGAAAGUUCAUUGGAAACUCCUUCUCUGAGCAUACUUGAUAAUGAUGUUGAAAUGAGAUUUCUCAUAUGUGGAGAACCAGGCUCAUUGGAUGCUUAUGUAUUAGGAGCUCUGGAGGAUGGUCUUAAUGCCCUCUUGGACAUCGAAAUUCGGGGGUCCAAACUUCACGGCAAAUUCAGUGCCCCUCCUCCACCUCUUCAGGCAGGAACCAUCUCUAAUGGUGUUGUUACCAUGCGCUGUGAUAUAUCGACAUGCAGUUUUGCCCACGUCUCGCUUUUGGUCUCAGGAAGUGCACAAGCUUGUUUUGAUGAUCAACUAUUCGAAAAUUAUAUAAAGAAUGAGAUUAUUGAAAGAGGCGAACUAGUGCAGACACUAGUAGAUGAUGAAGGAAGCAAAUACCUAUGUGAGCCACGGAAAUCUGCUUCAAUUGCUUGUGGGGCAACAGUGUUUGAAGUUAGCUUGAAGGUCCCUUCAUGGGCAUCUCAGAUUUUAAGGCAGUUGGCCCCUGAUGUUUCUUUUCGAAGUUUAGUAGCACUGGGCAUUGCCAGCAUCCAGGGUUUGUCUGUUGCUUCUUUUGAGAAGGAUGAUGCUGAACGCCUCCUUUUCUUCCGUUCAAGGAAGGAAAAAGAUUUCAUUCUGAGCAAUUUAACUGAUAGCACACACCCUAGUUGGUUGAAGCCUCCUGCUCCUGUAAGGAGAUCUAAAAGGAUGAAAGACAGAAGCCAUGGUUCUCAUGAUAAUCUUGAACGCCUGAAGGUUUCUUCUGCUAGCAGAAUAGAUGAUGGGAACAUGGAAAUAGGAUUGAGGAAUGGUUAUAUCACUCCCAUGCUUCCGCUCCCAAGAAGGAGAGGAAUGAAAAUUGCUGCAAUGAGGCCCAUUCCUCAUGUUAAUCGCCACAAAAUGAUAUCUUUUCCUAGAAUAGCUGAGACAGGUGGGCACAAUGGAGGCAUGGUUAAAGCUAGUGUCCCUUCUAUUAACCCCACAAAGCAUAUUACCGUAGGUUCAGCUUCAGUUUCACAACAAAAAAUCUUUCCAAGUGCAUCUCAAUAUAAACAAAUUAUUCCCUUGAAUCCGCUACCUUUGAAGAAGCAUGGUUGUGGCAGAAGUCCUAUACAUGCCUGCUUUGAGGAUGAGUUUUUGAAGGAUUUAUUGCAGUUUCUAGCUCUUCGAGGUCACCAUCGACUCAUUCCUCAAGGUGGGCUCGCGGAGUUUCCAGAUGCAAUACUCAAUGGAAAGCGUCUUGACCUUUACAACUUGUACAAGGAGGUGGUUUCAAGAGGUGGCUUUCGUGUUGGAAAUGGCAUUAACUGGAAAGGACAGAUCUUCUCAAAGAUGCGGAAUUACACCAUGACCAACAGAAUGACAGGGGUUGGAAACACGCUUAAAAGACAUUACGAGACUUAUCUUCUCGAGUACGAAUUGGCACAUGAAGAUGUAGAUGGCGAAUGUUGCCUUUUGUGUCACAGUAGUGCAGCAGGGGAUUGGGUGAACUGUGGUGAUUGUGGCGAGUGGGCUCACUUUGGUUGUGACAGAAGGCAGGGUCUCGGCGCAUUUAAGGAUUAUGCAAAAACUGAUGGUUUAGAAUACAUAUGCCCACACUGUAGUGUUGCUAAUUAUAAGAAGAAGAAACUUGCAAAUGGGUUGUCUCCAGGCUUAUCCUCAAGACCAAUAUGAAGAGGAUUUGAUUUUGAGGUUAAAUUUGUCUCUGCCAACCUCAAACAGAACCAAACCAUUUGCUUGCGGCCGUAUAUACAAACCUCGACGUGUUCCAUUCUGCUAUUAACCUAAAUCUACCAGUAUAUAUAUAAUAUAAUGUAUCCAGGAAAAGAAAAACAGUGAAAAGUCAAGGGGAGAACUCUUGGUUCUCUCUUUUUUUUUUUCCCAUUUUUGUUGUAUGGGAGGGCUGUUGAGAAAUAGAUAGGUAAUUCGUUAGGAAAUAGAAGGGGAAGUGGAUAUGACAAUUCUCCAACUUAGUUUAAGGCUGACUUAGAUUUUAUGUAGAAGAUGAAUUAAACCAACCUCUUGAACUUACAUGUAUGCUUACCUGUACUUCUUUCAA